Messenger RNA from Arvicanthis niloticus (Nile rat), 636 nucleotides. The record is from RefSeq and is a predicted model, not a curated record. NCBI's taxonomy places the organism in Eukaryota, Metazoa, Chordata, Mammalia, Rodentia, Muridae.
AUGAAUAAUGAACAUAAAAAUUACAUGGCUAUCAUUAACCCUUAUCCUCACGUCAGAGGCAACUCUAACUACUGUGGAAUGUUACCCCCAGAGAACCCCUUCUAUGACUGGAGAAGUGUAACAAAUGGUUCUGCAAACCUGUAUUUGGAAGGAGGCUUCCAUCAGUCCCUGCAGAACAUAGCUGAAAGCCAGCUGGUACAAGCUCCCUUCUUCCAGCAAAAGGGAGGAAGAGGCAGGAGGAAGCUUCGGCUAUUUGAAUACCUUUUUGAAUCCCUAUGCAAUUCGGAGAUGGUGUCUUGCAUUCAGUGGGUUGACAAAGCCAGAGGCAUCUUUCAGUUUAUAUCAAAAAACAAAGAAAAACUCGCUGAACUUUGGGGGAAAAGAAAAGGCAACCGGAAACCCAUGACUUACCAGAAGAUGGCCAGAGCCCUGAGGAAUUAUGCCAGAACUGGGGAGAUCACAAAAAUCCGGAGAAAACUGACCUACCAGUUCAGCGAAGCUGUUCUCCACAGACUUGCUCCGUCGCACUUCCUGGGAAAAGACCUCUCCUCACAAUAUGGCCAGCCUGAUCAGAGCUAUCUCAGUUUAAACCACUGGAAUGCAAGUUACUACGCUCAUGCCAGUUACCAGAGCUGA